UAUGUAAAGCGGCCGGGCCCGGGGUGGGUCACCGCGAGACGCCGUGUCCCUCGCGCAGGCGGGUGGCCCCGGAGAGCUAGUGCGUGCAAAGGCGGGACGGAGGCGCCCCCCACUCAUCAUGAACAGAAGCAUCUCCCGAAAGAGCCACACAUUCCUGCCCAAGAUCUUCUUUCGAAAGAUGUCAUCCUCCGGGGCCAAGGACAAGCCCGAGCUGCAGUUUCCCUUCCUUCAGGAUGAGGAUACGGUGGCCGCACUGCACGAGUGCAAGACGCUCUUCAUCCUGCGAGGGCUGCCAGGGAGCGGCAAGUCCACGCUGUCCCGGGUCAUUGUGGAUAAAUACCACGAUGGCACCAAGAUGGUGUCUGCCGAUGCCUACAAGAUCACGCCCGGCGCCCGAGGAGCCUUCUCCGAGGAGUACAAGCGGCUGGACGAGGACCUGGCUGCCUACUGCCGCCGAAACAUCAGAGUGCUUGUGCUAGACGAUACCAACCACGAGCCAGAGCGCCUGGAGCAGCUCUUUGAAUUGGCCGACCAGUACCAGUACCAGGUGGUGCUGGUGGAGCCCAAGACGGCGUGGCGGCUGGACUGUACCCAGCUCAAAGAGAAGAACCAGUGGCAGCUGUCAGCCGAUGAUCUGAAGAAGCUGAAGCCUGGGCUGGAGAAGGACUUCCUGCCACUCUACUUCGGCUGGUUCCUGACCAGUAAGAGUUCUGAGAUCCUCCGAAAAGUUGGCCAGGUCUUCCUGGAGGAGCUGGGGAACCACAAGGCCUUCAAGAAGGAGCUGCGACACUUUAUCUCGGGGGAUGAGCACAAAGAGAAGAUCGAUCUGAUCACCUACUUUGGGAAGAGACCCCCUGGAGUGCUGCACUGCACAACCAAGUUCUGUCAAUACGGAAAGGCCGCAGGGGCCGAGGACUACGGUCAGCAGGAUGUGGUGAAGAAAUCUUACGGCAAGGCCUUCACAUUAACCAUCUCUGCCCUCUUUGUGACACCCAAGACGGCUGGGGCCCGGGUGGAGUUGAGCGAGCAGGAGCUGCUGUUGUGGCCAGAUGACGUGGACAAGCUGUCCUCUGACAACCUGCCCCGGGGGAGCCGCGCUCAUAUCACCCUUGGCUGUGCGGCCGAUGUGGAGGCCGUGCAGACCGGCAUUGACCUCUUAGAGAUUGUACGGCAGGAGAAGGGGGGCAGCCGUGGUGAGGAGGUGGGUGACCUUACCCGGGGCAAGCUCUACUCCUUGGGCAGUGGGCGCUGGAUGCUAAGUCUGGCCAAGAAGAUGGAGGUCAAGACCAUCUUCACAGGAUACUACGGGAAGGGUAAACCUGUGYCCACUCACGGCAGCCGGAAGGGGGGCGCCUUGCAGUCCUGCAUCAUCAUCUGAGGGUUUGUGCCACAGUGUGCUCCUCACUCUUUAGAAGGGAGGGGGAGGAGAGGGCUACAUGUGCUCCAUGUGGUAAGAUUUUUUUUUUUUUUUACUCAAAGUUAACUUACAUAUAACUUUUUAAAAAACUUGUAAAAUAACUGCCUCUCCCUUGCUGUCUGCCCUCUUCCCCUCUAACACACCAAGUCUCAACACAAGGUGGGUGGAUUGACCCCAUUCAGGAAUCUGGAUCAAAGCUGAUAAGGCUGUGCUGCUGGGCCAGUCAGAACCCCACCUUGCCCCACCUCCAGGAACUGGCCAGCCCUGCCCCCAGCCCAGGCCCUGCUAAGGACCAAAGACAGUGGGGCUGGAGUCUGGGGCCCAUUGCCACAGGAGGAGGAUCCCCRGGCUUUUUUCUUUUUUUCUUUUAAUAAAAGCAAGUGAACAGGAAUUUUAUUUAAAAGGUGGCUCAGAACUCGCAGCACAGCACCUGGGAGGCAUAAGAGUGCCCUGGGCCCCUGGGUUUUGAUCCCAUUUCUUAAUCACUGUAACCCCUGGGAUUAUUUGCCAGGGUAGAAAAAGGGGUUUACCUCCCACCUUUGGUCCUAAGUCCCUGUCUCCUUUAUCCUAUAACUAGGUAACAGUUUGAUAACUGAUUCAGCAGCAGCUGCCACCUCCCAGUCCCACCCCAGGAAGGGGUUGAGUUGGCUGUCCUUCCCAGUGGUGUGGCUCUGCUGCAUAGCCAAGGAGAUAGAUAGAGGCCAGAGACACAGCAGGGGAGAGCUCCAGCCUUGCUGGGCUCAGUCCACCUUGCCUCCCUGGUGCCUCUGGAGGCCUUUGAGCCUUCUCUAAAGGAGGCUACUGGGUACCAAGAGCCAAUGGAGGGGACCUCUAGUUGGCCAGGCAAACCCCACCUGCUGCCUCUGAGGGGUUUUAACACUGCUCCAUGGGUUCUGGUUCCUGGAGUGCCUUCACUGCCCUCUGCUCAAUAACAGGACCUUGCUAAUCAGGUUGUCACUCAACAGAGUAUUUUGGAUUUAAGUUACUAUCUGGGUUUUGCCCAGCCUCGUCAACUUGUAAGACUGAUAAUGAAAUAAAUCAUGUUAAUCCUA
Urocitellus parryii (Arctic ground squirrel) is the source of this 2469-nucleotide messenger RNA. It is a transcript of the gene Cnp, whose product is annotated as 2',3'-cyclic nucleotide 3' phosphodiesterase. The record is from RefSeq and is a predicted model, not a curated record. Gene Ontology annotation, molecular function: 2',3'-cyclic-nucleotide 3'-phosphodiesterase activity. Lineage: Eukaryota; Metazoa; Chordata; Mammalia; Rodentia; Sciuridae. Gene Ontology annotation, cellular component: membrane; cytoplasm. Gene Ontology annotation, biological process: cyclic nucleotide catabolic process.